AUGCGGGAAUUGAGUUUCCAUUCUAGUUUGAAGAAAAAUCUGCUACAUCUUCAUUUCCCAACCCUCGCCAAACUCCUAGGUAGAUUAGCAGAACCACGUCCAACCCCCCUUACCGAUGCUUACGUCCAAAGCACCGCUCAGCAAACCGAUGCUGGGGAGCACACACUUUUACAUACUCUCCAAACCGCAUCAGAGAAUCUAGGAGAAGAUGUGAUAGUUGCAGAAUGUCUAGAUCAUCUAGCAGCAGGCAUAGACACCACAGGCGACGCGCUCUGUUUUCUUCUUUAUCAACUCUCACUCCCCGAGAACUCUGCCAUUCAGGAUAAACUGGCGGACGAAGUUCACAAUAAUAGAGAGCAGAACUUUGAAGAUUUACCUUAUCUUGAUGCUGUCAUCAUGGAAAGUCUCCGUUUGUAUCCGCCGAUCCCAAUGUCUCAGCCUAGAAUCGUGCCGAAAGGCGGGAGAGUGGUUGAUGGGUGGUUUGUGGCAGAGGGUAUGGUUGUUGGGGCGCAGGCUUGGAGUGUGCAUCGUCUUAAUGGUGUGUUCAGCGAUAGCGAAAAGUUUCAGCCGGAGCGGUGGCUGGAUACUGAAAGCAGGAGGGAAAUGGAAAAGUUUGGCGAUGGCGGAGAUGAAGAUACUGGUCAGGGCGGUGUAUGA
This is a messenger RNA of Glarea lozoyensis ATCC 20868, 657 nucleotides long. RefSeq names its product Cytochrome P450. Lineage: Eukaryota; Fungi; Ascomycota; Leotiomycetes; Helotiales; Helotiaceae. Gene Ontology annotation, molecular function: iron ion binding; monooxygenase activity; heme binding. The transcript is spliced from 3 exons. The record is from RefSeq and is a predicted model, not a curated record. The coding region runs from base 1 to 657 and encodes 218 amino acids.